Molecule: messenger RNA, 441 nt
Organism: Lachancea dasiensis
Lineage: Eukaryota; Fungi; Ascomycota; Saccharomycetes; Saccharomycetales; Saccharomycetaceae
Source: the annotation of a GenBank genome assembly
AUGAAUCUAUAUGCCUAUUUUGUAGUAUUGUUCGUGGUUUUUGCCUUUAUUCUGGUUCUGCCGCUGCUUUCCGGAACUUUCUCUUACAAGCUCCACAAGCCAACGUCCCACAACAGCCAUACGUCUCAAGAGAGUGCUAGUUCUAUAUCCAGGAGACAGAAACUCCGCGAAAAAUUGAAUAUCACUAAGGAACAAAAUCCCUUGCGGAUUCAUCUGGAUGCAGCAGCGUCUUCGUCGAUUCCCUCUCGGAAGUACGGUAUUGACUCGAAAACGGGUCCCAAGAGGCGUACAAUUGCCAAAUUCGAUAACGACCCCAACACCUAUGAUUACGAUCUGGCAGAGCUGAUCGGUGAGGAUGAACGUGAGGAACAGCGCGAACGCGAGCUUCAGUUCCGGCAGUUUGCGGGAAAGCAACAAGAAGUCCACGAGUCCCUAGUGUAG